Molecule: messenger RNA, 1312 nt
Organism: Cloeon dipterum
Lineage: Eukaryota; Metazoa; Arthropoda; Insecta; Ephemeroptera; Baetidae
Product: 7SK snRNA methylphosphate capping enzyme-like
Exons: 5
Coding region: 27-1286 (419 amino acids)
Biological process (GO): snRNA modification
Molecular function (GO): snRNA binding; RNA methyltransferase activity; O-methyltransferase activity
Source: RefSeq, a predicted model, not a curated record
CUCUAAUUCGGGAAAGAAGAACAAAAAUGGCAUUAAAUGGGAGAGUGUGGCGCAGAAAAAGACCAAGAGGAAGACCCAAAAAUGUACUGCCCUCAACGUUCCUACUUGGAGGCAGCAUCGAAGAUCCGCUCAAUCUGUCGAGCCUGCAGGACGAAGAAACCAAUAAGAGGAUGAACGCAGUGACGCCGAGAGUAUCUCCACCACUACCGACACCACCACAUCGAUACGAAAAGAUCAAGGUGCCUCAACUUGACCCUACAGACCCUCUGCAGCUGUUGAGCGGUGGUUGUAGCAAGAAGAAAAAGAAGAGGAAGCGUAAGGCCCAGCCGCCAGUCGGCGGGCCCAACGCCAAGGUUGCCAAGCUAAUGGAAAUGCCGCAGGUGGACUGCACCGGCCGCCGGAAGCGAAAGACGAGUAUUAAGGCUCACUUUGCAUUUUCCGAGAUCGUAAGCCCUGCCGCGCCACAGUCUGGAACAGAACGCAAGAGGAAAAUUACUGCCGCAAGCAUCGCUGCUGUCGUUGAAAAAAAGUAUUCUUCCGACUAUCGGUACGGCAACUACGACCGCUACUAUUUCUAUCGCGACAAGAUUUACGGCCCUGGAGAUCCCAGAAUCAGGCUACUUAAUCCAGAAAUGUUCGAAGGCAAGGACGUGCUUGACAUCGGAUGCAACUCUGGCGAACUGACGAUUGUGAUGGCCUUGUUUGGUGCGAAAUCAGUCGUCGGCUUGGACAUCGACGCUGACCUGAUCAAGCAGGCCACAAAGAAUCAAAGACUUUUCUUGAAAGGAAAGAGGUGCAUUGCUUUGGACGAGAGCAAGGAAUUGGAGUUACGGGCGAGCAAUCCCACUCUCACAAACGUGACCUUUGUCUCCGGGAACUACGUUUUGAAGGAAGACAGCAUGGUGAAUAAAGAAAAGCAGAAAUUUGAUGUGAUCACCUGUCUGAGAGUGACAAAGUGGAUCCAGCUGAAUUACGGAGAUGCCGGACUGAAACGCUCAUUCAGACGCAUGUUUGCGCAGCUACGGCCGGGCGGCGUGCUCUACCUUGAGACACAGCCGCUCAGCAGUUACGCCCGCAAGAAAAAUAUCAACAUCCAAACGUUGGAGAACUACAAGGAGAUGCAGCUCUACCCAAAUUCGUUUUUCGAGUUCCUGCUGCAGGAUGUGGGAUUUUCGGCGCUAACUGUGAUCUCGACGCCGUCACAUAUUAAUAAUCAUGGCUCCUAUAAUACGAAAAUCUACAAGUUAACGAAAGAUGAAUGGGCUGUCAGCCGCCACACAAUAUAAAAGAGUAGAGCUUUAAUUAAACUCAG